Messenger RNA from Paramuricea clavata, 2700 nucleotides. The record is from the annotation of a GenBank genome assembly. Lineage: Eukaryota; Metazoa; Cnidaria; Anthozoa; Malacalcyonacea; Plexauridae.
AUGAAUCCCUCAAAAGUAGAAAGUAUUGAUAGUACGCCAAAUACGGAACAAAGUAGCAAUUCGACGAGCACUCCAAAACAGUUUCUCCAACGAUUUCUUCAAUCGUACCUCUUGAUUGGUCCUGGUGAGAACGUGCUCACGAAUCUCGCGUGCGUUAACACCGUAUGCCUUUUAUUCGUGUUCUGGUUUGUGUUAAUUACAAGCCUAUUGUAUACCCCCCUGAUCAGGGAUAAAAUCGAGCUUGAAUUAAAUGUUUGUGGAGAGAAUCCGGGGGGAGGUUGGAUCUCGGAUUGCGAGUCGGUAGAGAGCAUUACCAAUAGAAUUGGCUUUACAUUAGCGGUGACUUUCAUAACUUUGGCAUUAAUUAGCCUGCCCACACACCCCGAGAGAGUGCACCAGGGAUUUUGGUUGGCUAAAUUUCUACUCAUCUUAAUUCUGUUACCAAUAAGUUUUAUGAUUCCAGUUGGUCAUUUUGACUUCGUGUGGAGCAUUAUAUGUUUUAUGGGGAGUUUAGUGUUUCACUUCAUCGAGACUGUAUUGAUUUUCGACUUUGCGACGAUUGUGAGUGAUGUUUUUGUAAUAAAAAUUACUCAAGAACGUUCAAGGUUAUGGUAUCUUGUAUGGUUGAUUCUAAACUGGAUAAUAUAUGCACUAGCAGUUGUGUCUACGUUGAUGUUAUACGCGUUCUACACAGAUGACUGUGGUUUGAGCCCUAUUCUGGUAACAGUCGUGUCUAUACUGUGUGCUUUGUUCACUCUGCUCGCUGUAUACUUCAGUGAAAACCGUACAGGAUUUCUGCACUCGGGUUUAUGUACUUUAUACAUCGUACUUCUAACUUUGGUAACACUCAAUCAUGAAGGAUUUUGUGAGGAUCAAACUACAAACGUGCAAGGUGGAACCAAAUUAUCUGACGAAAUUCUCAAACAUUUCGAAAUUCUUCUCGGAUUUUUACUGGUAACCUACGCCGCUCUUAGAAAUUACAACGAAAAAUAUUAUCAUAUCGGUGGCUUGACUAUCUCGCGGCAACUGAUAGCGAGAAGAAAAAAUGGAUCAGCCGAGGAAGAAAGUUUCAAUUCACAAAAAGAAAUGGACAUUCCUGUAUUUAGCCCUUCUGCAUUUUCGGCAAUGUUUGGUUUCUUUGCAUUUUUUGCCACGUCAAAAUUGACUUCGUUAAGAACAGCAAAAUAUAGCGAGCCGACAAUUCACGACUCAACGACAUUUCAUGUGAGAUCUUUAACUCUACUCCUACUUCUUAUUUUAAUCACCUGGAGUCAACUGUUUCCAGCUGUGUACCCAAAUGAAAACCCCUUUGAUUUGUGGGCUCUUGGAAAAACGUUUUUAAAAUCUCAACUGAAACUUUGUCGGCGUAUUUUGAUAGACGGAUGUGGAUGGUGUAACGGCCCAGUUGCAUCACGGAUUAUUUUCACUGCACUUUACAUCCUGGGAGUUCUAUUCUCAUGUUUGUUAUAUAUACCGGAAAUACGUCACAGUCUGAGUAAAAGCACCUAUUUCUGUGCAACGAUGAGCACUCGCGGGGUUUGUUUAAGUACCGACCCAGCCUACAUGGCCGUGUAUCGCGUGUGUUUUGCCAUGGCAACUUUUUUUCUUCUAUUUGCCGUCAUCCUUGUUUGCGUCGACAACACGCGAGACCCACGCGUGGAUUACACUCAUGACACAUGCGUUAAUAACGCGCAAGACCCAAGCGUGGAUAACACUCAUACUUCACGCAAGGACAACACGCAGAAUCCACGCGUGGACCUGCAAUACAAAGCUUGGCCGGUGAAAAUCUGUUUAUUCUGUAGCCUGUUAUUGGCUAGUUUUCUGCUUCCAAAUGAGUUCAGUCGAGUUUGGAUCUACACUGCUCUUAUUGGAACUUUUUUAUUUACCAUACUACAACUGAUCUUACUAAUAUACUGGACUAAGACUACCACGACAAAUUUUCAAGAGAAGAUCGAAAGCUCUAAUUCACGAAGCUGGGCAAUUUUGCUAAUAUUUUUAACAUUUUUUAUGAUUUUCCUCUCUCUAGCCGCAGUUGUAAUGUUUUACGUCUUUUUCACAAAAUUCUCGCGCUGUUUAACGAACACAGUCUUUAUAACUUUAAAUCUCAUCUUAGUCGUAACGACUUCGCUUAUCUCCGUACAUCCGAAGAUUUACGAUGCUGGUUUACUUCAAUGCUACGUCAUCGUUAUUUUCUCGCUUUAUCUCACGUGGUCUGGUUUAUCACAUAACCCGGAUGAAGAGUGUAACCCGGUUGCGGGCUACAUUGCUGAAGUCGACAUGCGUCCUAACCUUAAUAUUCAGGCUGGGCUAGAUUUAGUCUUCACUUUUCUUACAGUUGUAUACUUCAGUAGCAAGGCACCUUAUAUAAGCGAAAGCAUGCGAACUGCUUACGACACUUUACGAAGUAUCUGCGACUCUUCACGAAAACGGGAAACCUCGAUCGGGCCUAUGUCAGUGAGAGAAAUGGAAUCCCAAACUACACUGUAUUACCCAGCAUAUAACUUUACGUUGUUUCAUGCUGUUUAUUUCUUAGCGUCGCUUCACGCAACUAUUAUUUUGACAAAUUGGUUUAUUCCCACGAGUGGCUCUCGUUUUAAACUUUCUGUAAACUGGGCAGCCAUGUGUGUCAAGAUGACUUGUAGUAAUUUAUCAUUAGUUCUAUAUGUGUGGAUCAUUGCAGCGCAACUUUUUACUCAAUAA